Messenger RNA from Anolis sagrei ordinatus, 1829 nucleotides. It is a transcript of the gene UBE3D, whose product is annotated as ubiquitin protein ligase E3D. Lineage: Eukaryota; Metazoa; Chordata; Lepidosauria; Squamata; Anolidae. The record is from RefSeq and is a predicted model, not a curated record. Gene Ontology annotation, biological process: proteasome-mediated ubiquitin-dependent protein catabolic process; protein autoubiquitination; protein polyubiquitination. Gene Ontology annotation, cellular component: nucleus; ubiquitin ligase complex; cytosol. Gene Ontology annotation, molecular function: ubiquitin protein ligase activity; ubiquitin conjugating enzyme binding; cyclin binding.
UCCUCCUCCUCCUCCUCCUCCCACGUGGGUUCAUUCAUUCCUGGGUGAGCCUGAAGUCUCCUGGCUCUUCCUUCCUUCCUUAAUGGCUCCUGCAGUCUUCUUGGAGAUCAGACAGAGGACGCAGAGCGCGUUGCUCCUUCUCCGAGACCUGAAGCUGGAAAGCUGUCCUGUGGAUAUUACUGUGAUGCCAUCCUUGAUAGAGCUUAAAAUUGGUGAAGACUGCAAGGCGCUGAACCUUCCAGGAGAGGUCAGGAUUGUUCCUUCUUCCUGCCGUGGACUGCAGUAUGUGCCCGGAGACGGCUUACAUAUGCGAUUUCUAGUUCAAGCAAGUUUAAAUUCAAAAAUGCUAACAGCUGUUGGUGACAAUCCUAAAGCUAAAAAGAGUUGCACUUUUUAUUGCCAGAUUUGUGGCGAGAGUAUAAUAAGGGAUUGGACCUUUCUCCGAGUCCUUUCCCUUCCCAACGAGGACUGGAGUGACUUGGUGGAUGAGUGGUGUUGUCAUCCCAACCCUUUCACAGACAACAUGUUUCAGCCAAAGAAUAAUGACUGUUUUCUGGGACACAACUACUUCCUGAUUAAUCCAGAAAGUGAGUCACCUGAGCCAGGACUUGAAAUCUGUCAUUCAGAAUCUCAGUGUGCGACUUCUAAAAGCAGCAAUUCACCCUUGAAUUCAGAGACAAAUAGCAGAGUAAUUUGCAAGCGCUGCAAAACUCUGCUGGGAGAGGUUAUGCCCUCAGGUGUCACAAAGUACUUUUUCACCGAAUUGCUUGUUCAGCCGUCAGAAGACUGCUUCAACACAAUACCAAGGUCUCUCUUUGUACAGAGCGUUGUAGCCCAGUGCCUCGUGGAGCUUUCUUCAGCUAGGAGCACAUUUAGAUUCAGCAUACAAGGGACUGAUGGGGCAGUCUAUAUCCUGAUUUGGCUACUAAAUUCUGACACAUUGCUGGUGGAGUCUUUGGGAAACUUAACAUCCACUGAGGCUUUUUCAUUGCUUGAACAUGACCUAUCGUCUGCUUCAAGGCCUUCAGAGAUUCAGAAAGCUAUUAAAGUUCUUUAUCAUCCCUGUGUAAAAAGCAGAAAUAAUGAUCUUGUUGAUACUUGGAGAAAUGACAUCGGAGUACAUCCUCUAAAAUUUCCUGCAAAAACCUGUUUGGACCUGCUGCUGAUACUGACUCGGAGUAAUGCUUCAUUGCCAUCUUCCCUUCGCUGGAUGAAUUCUUUCCAGGUUGCAUUUUUGAAGAUGUGAAGGAACCUGUGAAGGGAAAAUUGCACUGAAGUUAACUUCAUCUAUAAAGGAUUGAGGAGAGAGGACCGUAACUGAGAGAAGAACUUCCUAAACCAAAAAGAAAAUUAUCUAUUCAAAUUGCAGCUUAUUGACCACCAAACAUUGAAACUUUGAAAUAAUGAAACAGCAGCACUUUGUUUAAUGUAGGAGGCCAAUUGUUGCAGGACAGGGGUUCAGAGAGCUCUGUAAUUUGCGGUGCUGGGGACCUAAGUUUAUUGUAAAUAAUGGCCUACUUAACAUUCCCCAAAGAGGGGCCAUUUCUCUAUUGCAGUUACCUCUGCUUUUUAAAAAAAGCUGAUAGUAAUUGUUCCAUCUCAUUGCUCAUCGCUUAUCCAACCUUUGCUCAUCCAACGUUCUGUAUUAUCCUACGCAGUCUGCCCUCCCGCCUGGAUCCACUAUUGUUUUAAUACAUUGUGAUGUUUUGGUGCUAAAUUUGUAAAUACAGUAAUUAGUACAUAACGUUACUGUGUAUUGAACUCCUUUUUCUGUCGAUUUGUUUUAAAAUAUGAUGUUUUGGUGCUAAAUUUAUAAAAUCAUAACAUAA